This is a messenger RNA of Anthonomus grandis grandis, 4132 nucleotides long. RefSeq lists its product as uncharacterized. Bases 1 to 1086 code for a protein of 361 amino acids. NCBI's taxonomy places the organism in Eukaryota, Metazoa, Arthropoda, Insecta, Coleoptera, Curculionidae. The transcript has 2 exons. The record is from RefSeq and is a predicted model, not a curated record.
AUGCCGAAAGUUUUCCCAAAAAAACGGUCAAAAUCGAAAAGAGGCCUCGCAGGCCAAUUAAAAGUGAUUAAAAAUAUGCUAUCACGCUUAGAGAGGAAAAUAAAUUCGGAAGAAGAAUCUGAUUCAUCAUUAUCGGAUGUAUCAUCUAUACAAUCAGAAAAACCUUCUUCAUAUUCCAGUCAAUCUGAAGAAAUGGAGGAAGGGGAAAACAGUCCAUCAGCACCUAAUGAGAUAGGUGCUAAUAAUAUUCAGGUGCCUGCUGUGCCGAUAGCAGCAGAAGAUUCCCUAUCUGUUAUUCAUUUAUUAAAAGAACAUCCUAAUACUGAAAGUAUCUUAGGCCCUGAUGUACAUGAGGAAAUUGCUGUUAGGUGGCUAGCUUACUUAAAGGAUGGUUUACCCACUGAAACAAGAAAAGAAUUAUUACAAAAGUAUAAAUUACCGAAUAAUUGUAAAACAUUGACUCCUCCCCUUAUUAAUGACGAAAUUAAGAGUUUACUUCCUACAAAAAAUAUUAAAAACGACCAAUUUUUAGUAAAUAUUCAGGGACAGAUCGGUGCCAGCUUGGCAGCCUUAGGAUCAAUCCUAAGUGAAAAACUGAAGGAUCCCAAUAAGGAAUUAAUAAUCUCAAAUGAAAAUUUGGAAAAAAUUGUAGACGCUUGUCAGUUAAUGGCUAAUACACAUUAUACACUUACACUAAAAAGAAAAUUUGAAAUAUCACCUCAUUUAAAUGAAGAAGGACGGCGAGCAGCAAGUGAAAACAAAAGUGAUGAAUUUUUAUUUGGAAAAGACUUUUUAAUAAAAGUCAGAUCAUCCAAAGAAGUGAAAAAAGCAGCUGAAGAGCUUUUUAAUCAGAAAAAAGUAAACCCGGUUGUAGCAGGACCAUCUGGCAUAAAUAAUAAUCGUUUAAACUACCAGCGCCAAUACUCGAGGGGAAAAACCAAAGAGGACAGAAAGACACCCUACACACGAAGCGGGAAGACACAAGCGACCAGGCGUUAUCAGAACGAGAAGCAGACGAGGAGCCAGGACAGACAUCAGUUUUACAAGAAAGACCAGAGGAAAACCAGCUCUCGCUACCAAAAAUAGUGAAGGUAAAAGGCCUUAAUAAUCUGGCAGGUAGAAUUAAAUAUUUUAAACCCAAGUGGCAAAAAAUAACAACAUAUUUAAGGGUUUUGAAGUGGAUAAGCGGAAUAAAGUUACCUUUUAGUCGAACUCCACAACAAUAUAAUUUUCCAAAAGAACACCUUUCUAGUGAGCAACAACAGUUAUACUUAACAGAAAUUAAUAAUUUACUUGAAAAGGGAGUUAUAUCAAAAUGUAAAUACACAAAAGGACAAUUUUUAUCCCCACAUUUUUUAAUUAAAAAACCAGGUGGAAAACAUAGAUUUAUCUUAAAUCUUAAGAAACUUAAUAGCUUUAUUAAUAUCAAUCAUUUUAAAAUGGAAGAUUAUCGUAGUGCGCUAAAUCUAAUAACACCUAAUUGUUUUAUGGCCAAAUUAGAUUUAAAAGACGCAUACUAUCUUUUGCCCAUUCACUCGCAGUAUAAAAAAUAUUUAAGGUUUUCAUUUAGUAAUCAGUUAUUUGAAUUUAAUUGCCUUCCUUUUGGUUUGAACAUAGCCCCUCUAACCUUCACAAAACUUUUAAAACCAGUUGUAAAGUAUUUACGACAAAAAGAUGUAAUAAUGGUAAUUUUUCUUGAUGAUAUUUUAUUUUUUGGUAAAACUUUAAAUGAAUGUACCCAUUCUGUAGCUAUGGCAAUAGACCUACUAGUCUCUCUAGGAUUUAUAAUUAAUGAAGAAAAAAGUAUACUAAAUCCGAUUCAAAAAAUUGAAUUUUUAGGAUUUGUGUUUAAUUCAAAAAAUAUGUCAUUAGGUCUACCUAUAGAAAAAAAAUAAUAACACUUAUAAAAUUACUCAAAAAAUUUAAACAAAUUAAAACCUGUAAAAUAAGAAAUUUUGCUCGUCUUGUGGGAAAAUUAGUUUCAAUAGCACCUACACAGACCUAUGGCUGGUUACAUAUAACACCGUUUGAAAUAGUAAAACAGAAAGCUCUAAAAUUAAAUAAUAAUAAUUUUAACAAGAAAAUGAUAAUUCCGUCUAAAUUACAACAAGAAUUAAAUUGGUGGUUAAUUCAUAUUAAUACAUCUGAAAAAGAAUUAACACAACAAUCGUUUUCCUUAGAAAUUUUUUCAGAUGCCUCCAAUACUGGUUGGGGCGCUUGUUGCAAAUUUUCACAAGCAAAUGGGUUCUGGAACCACAAGGAAAAGCUUCGCCAUAUAAAUUGGCUAGAAUUAUGUGCAGCAUACUAUGGUUUAAAAUGUUUGGCAAAAGACAAAUCUGACUGUAAAAUUUUAUUACGCAUUGACAACGUUACGGCCGUGGCAUGUAUUAAUCGAAUGGGUAGCACGAAAUAUUCGCAUUUAAAUAAUAUUACCAGAAAAAUUUGGGAUUGGUGUGAAUCAAGAAAUAUAUUUAUUUUUGCGUCUUAUGUUAGUACAAAAGACAAUUUUGAGGCAGAUUUUUUGUCUAGAAUUAAAUCAGUAAACAGUGAGUUUAAAUUAAACAAUAAAAUAUAUUACAAAAUAACAAAACAAUUCGGUGUUCCUCAAAUAGAUCUGUUUGCUUCCGAAAUAAAUACAAAGUGUGCAAAGUACAUUUCUUGGGGCCCUGAUCCCGAUUGUUUUUGUGUAGAUGCCUUAACAAUAAGCUGGCAAGGCAUUUUCUUUUAUGCUUUUCCACCAUUCUUAUUAAUUGGAAAAAUUCUUCAAAAAAUAGUUAAUGAUAAGGCGACUGGUAUCUUAAUAGUUCCUAACUGGCCCACUCAACCGUGGUACCCAUUGUUCUUUAAACUAUUAAUAGACAAACCGAUGGUAUUUCCACCUGAUUAUAACCUUAUUUCUUUUCCCUUUAGGGACAAUCAUCCCCUUCACCAAUAUCUUUCCCUGGUGGCCGGGAAAUUAUCUGGGAAUCGCUAAGGCUUAAGGGUAUACCAGAAUCGACAAUCCCAAUUAUGCUUUCCUCCAUACAAAAAAACACAUUAAAACAAUAUAGUACUUGUUACAAAAAAUGGUGGCAGCACUGUACAAUAAAAAAUAAAAAUCCUCAUUCUAUGAACUUUAAUUCAAUAUUAGACUUUAUAGUCGAACAAUUCAAUCUGGGCCUUUCUUAUUCAUCCCUAAACUCAUACAGAUCAGCUUUCUCACUAAUUUUUACAUUUAAUGAAUCAGAAGAAAAAAAUUUAAAAAGAUUCUUUAAAGGACUAUACAAUAGAAAUCCGGUAAGGCCUAGAUAUUCAGCAACCUGGGACCCACACCCAGUACUGGAAUAUUUGUCAACGCUUUUUCCCUUAGAAUCCUUAUCGUUUAAAGAUCUAUCUCUUAAAUUAACAACUUUGUUGCUUUUAACUUCAGGUCAAAGAAUUCAAACUCUCUCUAAAAUAACUCUAAAGAAUAUUAAACAAAAAUCUGACGCUAUUGAAAUUCGCAUUUCAGAUAGAGUCAAAACAUCUGGCCUAGGUAAAAAAUAACCGUUUUUAGUUUUCCCAUAUUUUAAAAAUAAACCUGAGUUAUGUAUAGCUUCAACAAUAAAACAUUAUAUUAAAGUUACAGAAACACGCCGUCGUUUUAUUAACACACUUAUAUUAACUCAUAUGAAACCAUACCGCCCUGCAUCAACGCAGACAAUAAGUCGAUGGGUAAAGGAUGUCUUGGGAAAAAGCGGGAUAGAUACAGAUAUUUUUAAGUCCCAUAGUGUACGUCAUGCAACCACAUCAGCCGCGUUUAGGUGUGGUUUAGAUAUAGAUCUUAUUAGAAUUACAGCCGGAUGGACUGAAAAAUCUACUGUUUUUAAUACAUUUCAUAACUUGCCUUUAUCUAAAAACUCAGCAGAUUUUUCAAAAUGUAUAAUAAACAACUGUACAUAAAGCUUGUUUAUUUAAUGUUGUUAAUGUAAUGUGUGCUUGUUUAUGUAAUGUUGUUUAACUUAUGUAAAAUAUAUUAUUAUAUAAGUAUGAGUAUUAUAUCAAACUCAUAUUCAUAUUAUGUCAAAUAUUGGUACCAAAAAAGAUAUUUAUCCAAAAACCCUCUAGUAGUAAGUUAGGAUUAUUAGUUUUUUUUUUCUUGUUAAAAUUUACA